AUGGAUUCGGAACAAAUGACUAAUGAUCAAGAAUAUUUUGAAUCAUAUGAUAAAUUUCAAGUUCAUGAAUUAAUGUUACGUGAUCGUCCACGUGUUAGUGCUUAUUAUGAUGCAAUUAUGAAUAAUAAAAAGCUAUUUGAAAAUAAGGUUGUACUUGAUGUUGGAUCUGGAACAGGAAUAUUGAGUAUGUUUGCUGCUAAAGCAGGUGCUAAUCUCGUUUAUGCUGUUGAUGCAUGUCCAACAAUAUGUGAUUUAGCUGAACAAUUAAUUAAAUACAAUGGUUUACAUGAUCGUAUAAAAGUGAUUAAUAAACGUGUUGAAGAUAUUGAAAAAUUUGAUGAAAACAUUGAUAUUAUUAUUAGUGAAUGGAUGGGUUUUUAUCUUUUUCAUGAAAGUAUGCUUGAAUCAGUGAUAUAUGCUCGUGAUCAUUUUCUUCAUACAUCAUUACAAAAUGAUGAUAAUACAUCUGAACAAAAUGAAUCAAUUGUUAUUUUUCCUUCUCAUGCUUAUUUAUAUUGUGCUCCAUUUAUUGAUCAACAUAUACGUAUUGAAUUAAAUACAAUGUGGAAUGAUUAUUUCGACCUGAAUUUUUCACCUAUUCGUCAACAUAUAAAAAAUUCUGAUCUUCGUGAAUGUGUUAUUGAAACAAUAGAACCAUCACAACUUGUUCAUGAUGCUCAAUUAAUUCAAUCAAUUGAUCUUCGUACUGUACGAGUUGAUGAACUUCGUUCCAUGCGUUCAUUUUGUGAAUUUUAUAUUGAUAAUACAUGUAUUAUAUCAGGUUUUUGUUUUUGGUUUGAUUGUUAUUUUUCUUCAAAUAAUAAUUCAUCUAUAUUACGUUCAACACGUUUAACAACAAGUCCACAUGCAUCUAAAACACAUUGGAAACAAACACUUGUUUUUUUACCUGAAGAUAUUUAUCCAUUAAAAGAUGAUGUUGUACCAGUCAAUAUUAAAUUAAAACAAUCAUCUACAAAUCGAAGACAUUAUAAUUUAACAAUAUCAAUUAAGAAAAUCAAAGAAAAUUUACAUAAUAAUAGUGAAAAAAAUCAAGAAGAAAAUUUAUCAAAUCAAUCGGAUACAAAAAGACGACGCCGAAGACGUUCAUCAACAAUGUCAUCAGAUAAACGUAGGAUAUCUGAAAAUGAAACAAUGGAUACAACAAGCGAUAGUACUUCGAGUGACUCGGAUAAUGAUAGUAAUGAAUCAGGCGAACAUCCUAUUCCAUGUUCAUGUGAUCGUGACAGAUGCAAAUUAAUAAAAACAAUUAUUGACAAAUAUAAUGAAGAAAAUAUUGUAGAAUAG
Messenger RNA from Rotaria sp. Silwood1, 1305 nucleotides. Lineage: Eukaryota; Metazoa; Rotifera; Eurotatoria; Philodinida; Philodinidae. The record is from the annotation of a GenBank genome assembly.